Molecule: messenger RNA, 577 nt
Organism: Olea europaea var. sylvestris
Lineage: Eukaryota; Viridiplantae; Streptophyta; Magnoliopsida; Lamiales; Oleaceae
Exons: 1
Coding region: 1-510 (169 amino acids)
Biological process (GO): gravitropism
Cellular component (GO): nucleus
Source: RefSeq, a predicted model, not a curated record
AUGGAAGAACAUCUCAAAGAACUGCAGCUACUAUCCAGUACUAAUCCACACACUGCACCUUCUUCAUCACAGGCUUCAUCCUGGCCGUUGGAUUCGUCGACUAAAUUCCGAUCACGGGAUCACUUCGAUGGUCCAUCACUAGACCUUCAGUUGUCAGUAAGUGUCAACCCACUCAAGCCACCAUCAGAUUGUGUUGUAAUAAGAAGAGUUAAAGAUUACAGUGACGUGAAGAAGUUUGAUUCUAGCAAUAUUGAGGCCUUGAAAUGGCAUGCGGCUGAGCAAAUUCAACUGGCGGCAACGGAGAAGGCUUACGCAGAGCGUGUGAGGGAGCUUUCGAGAAGAGAAAUGGAGAUGGCCGAGUCUGAAUUUGCUCGUGCUCGGGCCCUAUGGGAACGAGCACGAGAAGAGGUUGAGAAGGCAGAGAAAAUGAAGGAAAAGGCCGUUGGAAAGAUGGAUUCAAGAUGCUUGGAAAUCACUUGCCAAUCUUGUAGACAAAAGUUUCUACCUUAAAAAAUGCUAACUACAACUUUUGAGUCCAUAUAGUGAGUUGAAGUUUGUUCAACUUCACGUGAUGAGU